CCAGUACCGUUCAAAGAUGCAGACUGCCGGGAUGCUGCGUGGUACCAGGGCCAUCUACUUUCUCGUACUACUCGUGCCUCUCGUUGAUCAUGCUCAUUCCUAUCCUUAUCAAAUAUUGCCAAGCAUGCCCGGUUACAUACCUGUAUACAUAAGAAAUGGAGAUCAACCAUUGGAGGAAAUAAAUCCUGCCCUGGCUGAAGCAUUCCACGAACACUCGAGCUUAUCCAAGCAGAGUAUUCGAUUGGAUCGCAACUAUGGCCAGCUUGAGCCAACUAAAGAGAGCAGAACCAACUUGGUGGUGGACGAUUCGAGAAAAAUAUAUUAUCCUGCCCACGCUAGAGAAUCCGGAAAUUCAAUAGCCGGGAAUGAAAGGCGUGACGAGGAAGAAACACACGUCGGAAAGAGUCCUGGUCUUGUGCAAGUACCAAAACUCGUUUCCCUUUAUGAAUUACAUGAAAAGUUAAAAAAGACGCAGGAGGAUCCAUUGAAAACUGAUUUCAAUUUAAGGGAGUCUCUGGCCAAAUUCAGCCCGAUCUUAUCGACAGAGAAAAAAGAAGAAGAUCCAGGGAAAUUAUCGCAGGAGAUCGAUAAAGAGGAAAUGAAACCAAACGAUUUGUAUGAUCCUAAUCCAAAUUAUCCUGAGCUACCUGCUGAGAUCGGGCACAAUCGUGAUACUCCGCAGGACUUCGUGUCUGUGAUAGGACUAGAAGCACUGACCGAGCAACCGAACGUUCGCCAAUACAAGGAUCUCUCGCAUCUUACGGACGAGAAAAACGCGGUCGACGAUAAAAACAAGAAGGAGGAGGAACCGGUUAAGGAGCAACGUCCUUCGAAUAUUUUGUCGAACGUGGAGAAACUUUCGCCGAUCGCACCACCGGAAGCUUACGCGAGCCAAAAGUCUGACGAGAAAACAGAAAGCAAAAUUGAAAGUAUAACAGGAACAACAUCAUCUACGGAACAGCCGACAUCUUUUCUUUAUAAAGAUUUAUCUCAUCUCUCCAAUAAUCAAAAAAUAAUUGAUUCCUCCGAUAAGAUGGAAGAGAAAUUGAAAAAGGAAGAGGAAACAUUAUCGGACACCGCAAAUGAUACAGUAAUAAAAAUAACAACGAAAGAAGGGAAUCCAACAAACGUUUUUAAACUUUCGCCAAUCGCUCCACCAGAGGCAUAUGAGUCAGAAGAGAAAUCAAUGAAGGACAAAGUCGAAGAGAAAACUAUUGAUACGUCACUUGUUCAUUUACCGAUUCAACAGCCAAUAGUUCAUCUUUACAAAGAUCUUUCUCAUCUCGUAGACGAUCAAGUAGAAGCGACUAAUGAAAAAGAAAAUAAAGAAGCACCGAUAAAGUUGGAAUCUCCAUUGAAAGUUCCAACUAACGUUUUCAAACUUUCACCAAUUGCACCACCAGAAGAAUAUACGAAGAAAGAAGAUCAAGAAGGUGUUUCUAGUUCAAUACUCAUGCGAGAAAUCGUUCAGGAUGAUAAGAAAAUAGAUCUCACUGAACGUAACGACGAUGUAUUGACGUAAUCUCAAAGGAAAUGAGAUUAUUAUAAUACUUUCGUCUCAUUGACUGAGAAUUCCUUUAUCGAUCAUAUUUGAUAUCUCGGCGAUCAUUUAUUAGGGAUUCUCUCGUUUUACGAUUUUAAAAUGUAGGAUAACAUUUACGUAGAAAGAAAAUUGGAUCUUCUUUUUCUUAAUUAAGAAAGAGACGAUAAUAACUACGUAAUGUUGAUCCUUUAUGAUAUAUGUAUUUCGCUCGAUUAACGUUGUCGUUUUGACUUUUAUUCAAACUUAUAAAAAAGCACGAAGAGAAUAUUGUAAAUUUUUGAAAGAUGAUUGAUCUUCGAUCUCUCUUUCUCUCUCUCGCAUGUCGAUAACGUUGGUUUGAGCGGAUGAAUAGAGGGAAUUUUGAAACUUGAUUCAUAAUAAAACUUUUAAAGACUUCA
Messenger RNA from Vespa velutina, 1941 nucleotides. RefSeq lists its product as uncharacterized. Bases 17 to 1522 code for a protein of 501 amino acids. The transcript is spliced from 5 exons. NCBI's taxonomy places the organism in Eukaryota, Metazoa, Arthropoda, Insecta, Hymenoptera, Vespidae. The record is from RefSeq and is a predicted model, not a curated record.